Phycomyces blakesleeanus NRRL 1555(-) is the source of this 1230-nucleotide messenger RNA. RefSeq lists its product as hypothetical. The record is from RefSeq and is a predicted model, not a curated record. Gene Ontology annotation, biological process: protein transport. The coding region runs from base 1 to 1230 and encodes 409 amino acids. Gene Ontology annotation, cellular component: cytoplasm. The transcript is spliced from 2 exons. NCBI's taxonomy places the organism in Eukaryota, Fungi, Mucoromycota, Mucoromycetes, Mucorales, Phycomycetaceae.
AUGUCAACAGUAUCACUUCCAGCUGUUCAACAGCCACAACAAGUGCUUGUUGCAGAACCAACACCAUCUCCACGAUAUGUCUCCAGGGGAUCCCGAGAGUUUAUCCGUCCUCCCAUCUCAUUUACUAUCAAAUUAUCUCCUCACCAUUAUCGAAAUCAACAAGCUGUGUGCUACCCGGGAGCAGUUCUUGAAGGUGUUGUGAGCGUUACACUCAAAGAACCAUUGGCUGCCCAACAUUUGAAGCUUGUUUUCAAGGCAGCAGAGAAAUUGAAUUACGACACUCUUGGCUGGGACUCUAGUAAACCCGAAGGCCGAUUAUUUGGUGUACGAACUUUACUUUGGGGAACAUCCCCAGAGGUCACGGGCCCAAUGUCCUCCCUUUGGACAGUUAUGGAAGCAGGCCAACACUCUUUCCCAUUUGUGUGUGAGCUUCCUCUUGUCAAUUACCCGCCUUCCUUUAGCCAUCAUUUGGUCGCCUGUACAUUUAGCCUCAUUGGGUCCAUCGAGCGCCCCGGCGAGAGACCGUUCCAAACUGCCCCUCUCAACCUUCAAUACCACCCCAUACUCGAAACAUGUCCACUAAAGGUCCCCAAGCCCUACAACCAGGAAAUAAAACUUUCUCACUCUCUGACGGCUCGUGUGUCUCUUGUAAACACAUCCUUUAAUAUACUUGAAAUAGAAAAGAUCCCAAUCGAGAUAAGCUUUUGUGGCCAAACAGAUCCUACCAAACUUACGCCCGCCAUCACUCACGUCGAACUUGCCCUCAAACGCUUCAUGAAAAUAUCGCGAGGACCAUUCUACCGCAACGAGGCUGUGUUGAUCAGUCGAGUUGAGCGUCGAUUGGCAGACAAAGACAAUCUAUACCUCCUCCAAUUCAAUGUACCCCUCAUCUCCGACAACACAAACCUCAAGACAACAGCGACCCUCAACUAUUCCCACCACCUCAGUUUAUCCUACCAAAUAAGUGUUUCUAUCAAAGUUCGCCAUGGACCGUUUAUGACCACAAAACGACUUUUGUGUGUUAUACCAAUCACACUGGGAACACUUCCUGCAGGUGGUCGUACUCCGUCUGACAUGAUGGUCUUUACAGAAUCCAGAGUUGUUCACGAUACCACCCUUUUGACUAAGCCAAAGUUUAUGCGACCCAUCGAAUAUUCUCCUGAACACCAACUACCAGCGUAUGAUUCCCACCGUCCCCCAAGUUACCACAUUCAUGUGCAAAAUGAAUAA